Molecule: messenger RNA, 768 nt
Organism: Ectocarpus siliculosus
Lineage: Eukaryota; Phaeophyceae; Ectocarpales; Ectocarpaceae
Source: the annotation of a GenBank genome assembly
AUGGCGUUAUCAGGCAACUCCUGGGGUCGACGGCAUCCAAGUGAAGGAAGAGGAGGAGCACGAGGAGAAGGAGGAGCAAGAAGAAGGGCCCCACGAGAGUGUCAUCCAAGCGCCGACGGAAGGUCUCUGCACCAGGAACAAUCGGCGGUGGGACGGCGGCAACACACAAGACGAUAUCGUGGCCAGCGACAGCGAUGCUGCCAGCAUAAUGGCUGUACAAAACGCCCGUCGUAUGGCGAAGCUCACGGCAAGAAAGCGGAGUUCUGCUCUCAGCACAUGCAGCCGGGCAUGGUCGAUGUCGUUAACAAGAGGUGCGGUCAUCCAGGGUGCACGAAGAGGCCGUCGUUUGGAAAAGAUGGUAGCAAGAAAGCGGAGUUGUGUUCUCAGCACGCACACCAGGGCAUGAUCGAUGUCGUGAGCAAGAGGUGCGUCCAUCCAGGGUGCACGAAGAGGCCGUCGUUUGGACAAGACGGCAGCAAGAAAGCAGAGUUGUGUUCUCAGCACGCCAAGCCAGGUAUGAUUGACGUGAAAAACAAACGAUGCUGUCAUCCAGGAUGCACAAAGCACCCAACGUAUGGGAAAGACGGCAGCAAGAACGCUGAAUUCUGUGCCCAGCACGCGCAGCAGGGUAUGGUUGAUGUCAACAACAAGAGGUGCGGUCAUCCAGGGUGCACGACGCAGCCGUCAUAUGGUAGAACCGGCAGCAAAAAAGCGGAGUUCUGCUCUCAGCACAGCGAGCGAGGAAUGAUCAAUGUGCGGCUUGCGUAA